CUACAGGGAGGAGAUGGGGCAGAAGGAGAAGGAGGGACUUCCAGUGUCCUCCAUUGACAUGUGGGGUCUGGCCAUCGAGCACCUCAUCUAUGGGAAGAAAUGGGACAGUACCCUCUCUGACCAGAAGAGGGCGGUGUCAGGGGGACAGAAUCCUCUGCCCAUCUACACAGCUGUGAACAUGAAGACCAGCCUGAAAGGCAUCACAGAGGCCGAGUGGUGUGAAUUUACCCCGUAUGAGGUUGGUUUUCCGAAGUACGGUGCAUUUGUACCCACUGAGGACUUUGGCAGUGAGUACUUCCUGGGUCACCAAGUCAAAAAACUUCCAGAGACUCGUCUGCCUUUCAUGAUAGAGACGGACAACAAGCCGUCCACGCUGGACACCUUCCUGAUCAAACCAGCCACCGACAUGGUGCAGAUGAUCACCAAGUUCUUCACCAACCGACCCUUCAUCACGCAGAUUUACAACUUUAUGCGAGGCCUCUAUCUCCACUGGGACUACAACACCAGUAUUGCUUUCACCACACACACCCUGAUGCCUUUCCGAACCAGUUGA
Clupea harengus (Atlantic herring) is the source of this 553-nucleotide messenger RNA. RefSeq names its product cytosolic phospholipase A2 zeta-like. Gene Ontology annotation, biological process: glycerophospholipid catabolic process. The transcript has 5 exons. Gene Ontology annotation, molecular function: calcium ion binding; calcium-dependent phospholipid binding. NCBI's taxonomy places the organism in Eukaryota, Metazoa, Chordata, Actinopteri, Clupeiformes, Clupeidae. The record is from RefSeq and is a predicted model, not a curated record. Gene Ontology annotation, cellular component: cytosol. The coding region runs from base 14 to 553 and encodes 179 amino acids.